UAUAAUGAUAAUAAGAAGAAAAUUGACGUAGAUUAUUUAUAAAUAACGUUAAUAAUAUUUGCAGUAACAGUCUCCUUGUGACUUAUUGCCUAUAAGAAAAAAAACAACAAUAAGAUGCGUAAUAUAAUAUAUUAAUGUCAUUUGUGUAUAUGUACUACGUUUUGCAUUUAAAAUAUCAAUAGGUAAAUGAGUAUAAUAACAGUCUUUGUAAUGUUUAAACACAAACACAUAAAUACAAAUAAAAUAAACAAAAAAAAAAAGGUGAGAAACGAUAAUAAUUGACAAAAGCAAGUGAAGUGUGGAAACGCUAUCGCGAACUCGUGGACUCAUGCGUGACCACGCGAUCAUCCUUAUUUUUUACGUUAGUACAUCGCGAACCGGUGAACCGAUAACACCUUUCUUCGAGUGUACUCACUUGUGCAUAAAUGACAAUUACAAUUACUAACAUUUAACAUCUUAAUCGUUUAAAAAAUGACAAUAAUUUAAAUUCAGUUUAAUGCAAACUUUUUGGCAAUAAAUAAAGUUAUCAAUCAAAUAAUUAUUGUUUUAGUUAUAUAAGUUUAAGACAAAUGUAUUAUAAUAAGCAAGAAGAGUUUCUAACAAUGUCACGGAACCGGAGGACAAGAUGAGGUUUUCGUGCUUUCCGAGAGCUACUAUCCUGGGACAGAGGGGUAGCAUCAACCUUACCACCGUCCCAGGACACGAUGAUACUUCUAGUGUUACUGGUAUCAGUAUUAUCAGUAAUAAUGGAGACUCCAGAGAACCGAUUCCCAUGAGUUACAAACGCGCUGCAGAUCUUGACAGCACAGAAAUAAUAAGUCACUAUGCAAACCCGACUUCAAAUGGAUCAGCUCAUCUCAACAUUGAGGCCCGAGGGUUCGAAAUGGUUAACCUGGUGCGUUCAAGCACCGCGGAAUCAAAUUUAUCGGUACAAACUAAAAUUCCUCGAGGAGGUGUUAUAGGACGUACCCCGACUCCGCCAUCCGCUCCAACGCCUAUUUACGAGAAAGAUCCAAGGUCAAGAAAACAAAUAAAGCGGGCGAUCCUCGAAAAUGAGUUCCUGGGAAAUCUGGAAGAGGCGCAAGUUGAAGCCUUGGUGUCUGCUAUGUAUCCGAAAAAUAUUCCACCAAGUACACUUGUUAUUCACGAAGGUGAUAUAGGUUCUCAUCUUUAUGUCUCGGCUGACGGAGAGUUUGACAUUUACGAGGGCAGUAAAUUUCAAAGCAGUUUUGGUCCUGGAGUUGCUUUUGGCGAACUUGCCUUGUUAUACAAUACAAAACGACUCCGGUCUAUUAGUGUAAAAAAAGGAGGCAAAGUCUGGGUUUUGGACCGAUCAGUAUUUCUAACAGUGAUGAUGAGAAGCGCCCAAGAUCGCUUGGAAGGAAAUUUGAGAAUUUUACGCAAAGUAUCUGUUCUACAAAAACUCCCCGAGCCAAAGGAACACGUGUUCGCGAAGAUAUCUGAUCUAAUACGUGUAGAAUUCUUCCCCGCGGGCGCGAAGAUCGUCAAGCAAGGCGAGAAAGGUGAUAAAUUUUUCAUAAUAAGCGGCGGCAACGUAAGGAUAACUCAAGACACCGAGUACGGUGGUGAAGAAGAGUUGGUAGUACUGGGAAAGGGCCAGUAUUUCGGGGAGAAAGCUUUGUAUGACAAAGAAGACAACCGAAGACAAGCUAAUGCCAUUGCUCUGGCUCCUGGAGUUGAGUGCUUGACUCUUGAUGGAACCUCGUUCUUGAACUACCUUGGCGGCUUGGACGAGAUACGAAAUAAAGACUGGCUAGCGGAGUACGAGAAGCAGAAGCGUUCGUUGACACCAAAAUUGUGGACUAAUGAGUACUCGGAAGUUACGUUGUAUGACUUAGAGAGCCGAGGAACUCUAGGAGUUGGCGGGUUUGGCCGCGUUGAGCUGGUAACCCUCAGAGCUGACCAAAACAAGAGUUUCGCGCUGAAGAAAUUGAAAAAGAAGACUAUGGUAGACCAACAGCAGCAGGAACACGUACUUAAUGAAAAGUGUAUAAUGCAGGCCUGUGAUUCCCCGUUUAUCUGCAAGUUAUUCCAAACAUACAAAGACUUAAAGUACGUCUACUUCUUGAUGGAAGUGUGUCUGGGAGGUGACGUCUGGACUACGCUCCAACGGAGACGUUACUUUGACGACACGACGGCCCAAUUUAUGGUCGGGUGCGUUGUCGAGGCACUCGAUCAUCUUCACUCGCUCAACAUUGUUUAUCGCGAUCUGAAACCUGAAAAUUUGAUGCUCGACAGUAGAGGAUAUCUCAAGCUUGUUGACUUUGGGUUCAGUAAAAAAAUAGGCCCCGAUAAGACUUGGACGUUCGCUGGCACUCCUGAGUACGUUGCACCCGAAAUUAUACUCAACAAAGGCCAUGAUAGAGCCGUAGACUAUUGGGCCCUUGGAAUUCUGACCCACGAAUUACUGGUCGGCAAACCCCCGUUCCGCGGGUCAGAUCACAUGACGACGUACAAUAAAAUUCUAAAAGGCAUCGAAGUUGUCGGAAUUCCAGCAAUUGUAAACAAAAACGCAAAUCAUCUUAUAAGAAAAUUAUUGAGACUGAGCCCUUCUGAGCGACUCGGAUAUUUGAGAAAUGGGAUCCAAGAUAUCCGUGAUCAUAAGUGGUUCGCUAAUUUCAAUUGGCCAGCAUUGCAGCGGCUCGCUUUGCCAGCGCCAAUCGUCCCUACGAUUCAAAGCCAAACAGACACAAGAAAUUUCGAAAGAUAUCCUCCAGACCGUGAAAUUCCACCCGAUGAAUUUUCCGGCUGGGACAUGGACUUUUAAUAAAUUUUAAUUAGCCCCUGAUAAGAUGCAAAUGUUAUUUUUUGGUUAUUAUAAUUUUUAAUUGUAAAUUAAAUUACGAUGUGUAAUUAAAUCCAAGUAAAUUUGAGAUAAGAGUUUUGUACACAGCUAAGUUGUAAAAUACGGAUAAGAUAUUUAACAUUUCGUGAAAUCGUUACGUAUUUAAUAAGAUUUACUUUAAAAUUAACAUGAUAAUAAAAAUAUAAAUGAA
Messenger RNA from Cotesia glomerata, 3017 nucleotides. Its product is annotated as cGMP-dependent protein kinase, isozyme 1-like. Bases 626 to 2788 code for a protein of 720 amino acids. The record is from RefSeq and is a predicted model, not a curated record. The transcript has 10 exons. Gene Ontology annotation, biological process: protein phosphorylation. Lineage: Eukaryota; Metazoa; Arthropoda; Insecta; Hymenoptera; Braconidae. Gene Ontology annotation, molecular function: cGMP-dependent protein kinase activity; ATP binding.